AUGACCACUGUUCCACAGAAAUUGGCCAAACUUCUGCUUUGUGGCACUGAGUUGGUGACAAAUAUCCAGGUGGCCACAGAUACCAGAGAGAUCAACAGGAGAGUGGAAGAAGAGGAAAUAAAGCGUCAGAGAAUUGAGAAGCUAGAGAAUGAAGUUAAGACAAGCCAGGACAAGUUCGACGAAAUUACCGCAAAGUGGGAAGAGGGCAAACAGAAGAAAAUCCCCCAGGACCUGUGGGAGAUGCUCAACUCUCAGCAGCUGCACUGUGCUGGGCUGAUAGAGGAUAAGAACAAGCUUAUCAGCGAGUUACAGCAGGAGUUAAAAACAAAGGAUGACCAGUAUGUGAAGGAUUUGAAGAGACAAUCAGAUGACAUCUGCCUGCUUCUAGAGAGGAUGGAAGAACAAGUGAAGAAUGUAAUGAAAACCUUUCGCCAGGAGCUCCAUCACAUUGAGAAAGCAUUUGAAGUGGAACGACAGGAGCUACUGACCAAUAAUAAGAAGAAAUGGGAGCGGGCACUGCAGGCUCACAAUGCCAAAGAGUUGGAGUAUCUCAUGAACCGCAUUAAGAAAGUAGAGGACUACGAGAGGGAGCUAAACAGGCAGAGGAUCUGGGAUUGCGAAGAGUAUAACAUGAUCAAGAUCAAGCUGGAGCAGGAUGUGCAGAUUCUUGAGCAACAGCUUCAGCAGAUGAAGGCAACUUAUCAGCUAAACCAAGAGAAGUUAGAGUACAACUUCCAGGUGCUGAAGAAGAGAGACGAAGAGAGCACAGUGAUCAAAUCCCAGCAGAAGAGGAGGAUUAACCGCCUGAAUGAUGUACUUAACAAUCUGAGAUCAAAAUAUGCCAAGCAGAUAAAGCAGUUUCAGGAGGAGAACCAGUCCCUCACCUUGGACUACAAGCGCCUUGUGAUGCAAUUCAAGGAACUACAGAAAGCCAUGAGGCAUUUUGCUCUUAUUGAUGAGAAGAAGUUUCGGGAGAUUUGGCUGAUGAAUGAAGACGAGGCGAAGGAUCUAAUAAGCAGAGCCUUUGCUGUAGACAGGAUCAUCCACACCCACCACCUGGGGCUCCCCUGGACAGAACCUGACUUCUUGUUUCUGAAGAACGUGGGGCCUCUCUCCCAGCAGCCACAGAAGAGUGCCACCCAGGUAGUGGAGGAGGUGCUGAUGCAAACAGAAGAUGAGGUAGAAGAGGCCGCCUCAGAUCUAGCAUCUUACCUGGACUUGCCAAAGCAAGUUUCUGCCAAGACUACCAAGAAGAUCCUGAUGCUUCUGUGUGAUGAGUCGGGUUUCCUCAUAGAGAGCAAGCUGCUAAGCCUCCUCCUUCCCCUGGAGAAGAGCGAGUGCUAUCUGCUGAGGCUGGACGCCAUCUUCUCCGCCCUUGGAAUUGAAAGUGAGGAUGACUUGUAUAAACUGGUGAACUUCUUCAUUAAAUACCGAGCUCAUCAUCUGUCCAUCAGCCAGGCCAAGCCCCCCCUUCAAGCAAGUGUGCAGCAGUUGAGCGUGGUGUCAGAACAGGAGAUGGAUAUGCUGGAGGAAGAGGAAGAGACCCUGGUGAAGGACAGGGAGCAGGAGGAGAGCCUCGUGGAGGAGGGGGAACAGGAGGAGAGCCCGGUGGAGCAGGUGGAGCAGGAAGAAGAGAAAGAGAGCCCGCCCUCUCCCAACCUCAUCCACCCCAAUGACGUCCUCAAGACCCUGGAGGCCUUUGUCAUGGGUGUGAAUAAGCCUAGGGAAUUGAGGGGACCAGUGAGGGUGCCAAAGGUUGAGUGCAAUGACUCCAAGGACUCUGAGUACUGGCUGGCCUUGACCACGGUUAUCCCUCCCACCAAGCAGAAUCUCUGGGAUGCUUUCUACACAGCCUUGCAGAAAUACCACCUUGUGCUAACCCAGAGGGCCAAGCUGCUGAUGGAGAAUGAGGCUCUGGAGCAGCAGAACACAGAACUCCAGAUGCUGCUUCAACAGUAUCUGGACUCCAAGAUAAACUCUGAGCUUCAAGUUCCUCCAACCCAGGUGUUCAGGAUGCCCACAAAAUAGAGCUGGCCCGCUGCAGGCUGAUGUGAUAGGGCUGACACUGGCGUUGGUGCUGGGACUGGCACGUCCCACCCAGGGAACUGUACCUGGGCCUGUUAUCUGGAUUUUCCAGAGUCGUCUUUAUAGCCAGUCAAAAUAAGGCAGAAGGAGGAGUUACCUGUA
Molecule: messenger RNA, 2187 nt
Organism: Otolemur garnettii (small-eared galago)
Lineage: Eukaryota; Metazoa; Chordata; Mammalia; Primates; Galagidae
Gene: DRC1
Product: dynein regulatory complex subunit 1
Exons: 16
Coding region: 1-2028 (675 amino acids)
Biological process (GO): axonemal dynein complex assembly; cilium-dependent cell motility; regulation of cilium movement
Cellular component (GO): axoneme; axonemal dynein complex
Source: RefSeq, a predicted model, not a curated record